Molecule: messenger RNA, 781 nt
Organism: Cimex lectularius (bed bug)
Lineage: Eukaryota; Metazoa; Arthropoda; Insecta; Hemiptera; Cimicidae
Exons: 3
Coding region: 204-683 (159 amino acids)
Source: RefSeq, a predicted model, not a curated record
UGUUACAAAUUACAACUCAUAGAACAGGAUUAUAUUCAAUAACACUUAUAUUAUGAUGUAUGAUGAUAUAUGAGAUCUUUACCUUUUUUUAAAUCUUAUAGAUUUGAGGAGUUCAAAUGUGUCGAUUGUAAUGGGUUGUAUUGAAAAUAUAAAAGGGAGAAUAACGACAACAGGUGGUUUCUGUCAAUGCUGACAGUUGUCAGAUGGGAUGUUCUACUGAUUAUUGUCCAGGCUUGACAGACAUGGAGAAGCUCCUGGGCCUCCUGCUUCUUCUUCUGGGCGUUGUGUUCGUGUCUUCGUUCGCUGUGCUAGUCGCCCUCUGUCGCUACAAGAUCCUGCGUAGAGGUCUGCGCCUGCGUCCCAGUCAUACUCGUAUAAGGCUUGUCGAAAAACAGCCAACCAAGACGGAUCGCCUGGACGAACGGUGCAAGGAGUUAGUUGGACUUUGUGGAUCGCUCUACCUGCCCGCUUGGAGAAUAUCGGAGGGCGACUUGCACGACCUACGCCGUAUAGUCGACCUGGCGCGUAGCAUUACAGAGUCUGAUCUGGGCACGCCGAUCUGCGACGACACGGCCCGACUUCUCAUUCAGGCAUCCAAAACAAUGGCCAGGGUGGAAGAAAGGCUGAAAGAUGUUGAAGAGAUUUCAACACCAGACAACACUGUUGACAUGAUACAGAUUUGACUGGCACCAGUACAGCCGGACCUGCUGAAUCACCGUUUAUAAAAAAAAAAGUUAAUUAUAAUCAACAAUAUUAUAUGUUAAUAAAAAUAUUUUGUUAC